Amborella trichopoda is the source of this 2521-nucleotide messenger RNA. Its product is annotated as HIPL1 protein. The record is from RefSeq and is a predicted model, not a curated record. Lineage: Eukaryota; Viridiplantae; Streptophyta; Magnoliopsida; Amborellales; Amborellaceae.
CACUCUCUGAACUUUUAAUUUUUAUUUUUUAUUUCUGACCUCUUCGUCAACGCUCUCACCUUAAAACGUUACCCAUUUUCCUCCUUCGCUCAUCUCCCUACUCUCUCUCUUUCUCUAUCUACAAUGGAGACGAUAACCAGAAACAGUAAAAGUUGCUGCAGGCUAAUACUUACUAUGACUUUGUCUUGGAAACGCAGAGUGCGACCAAGGUGAGGUGGCGUGGAAGAACUGGAGAAUGGGGGUUCGCAUAACCAUGGCUGACACUCUGUUCAUCGGCUUCCUCAUCCUCCUUUUGGUCAGAGUUUCUUCUGCUUUGCCAUUGUGUACUGAUUCCAGGGCUCCCCUUACUUCAAAGGCUUCACUCUCCUUCUGCCCUUACAAUGGCACCAUAUGCUGCAACACGAAGCAUGACUCUGAUUUGCAGAAGCAAUUUGAAAGCAUGAAUGUCUCUGACCCCAGCUGUGCUUCCCUCCUCAAACAAAUUCUCUGCGCGAAAUGCGAUCAGUUCUCUGCAGAGUUAUUUGAUAUCAAAUCAGGGGCACGACCAAUACCUGUUCUGUGCAACUCAACUGUCUUAAUGAACUCAUCCCAGUCAAAUGAGGCAGCUCAAAACUAUUGUUCAAAGCUAUGGAGGACAUGUGAGAAUAUAUCUGUGUGGAAUUCACCAUUUGCACCUUCAUUGCAAGGCCCUCGAGCUACAGUUAAUUCUACUCCUUCUAAGAUCACUGAUUUCUGGCAAUCAGAAAAGGACUUUUGCAACGCAUUUGGUGGUGCUUCAAGUGAUGGACAUGUCUGUUUUGAAGGUGGUCAGAUUUCACUUAAUAUGACUCAAGCUGAGCCACCUCCUCAAGGUCUUUGCGUCGAGAAAAUCGGCAAUGGUAGUUACCUGAAUAUGGUUGCUCAUCCUGAUGGUUCUAACCGAGUUUUUGUGUCUAGCCAAGAUGGGAAGAUAUGGCUGGCUACAGUACCAAAAGUGAGAUCUGGCAGCACAUUGGAACUUGAUGUUUCUAGCCCCUUUUUAGAUAUAAGUGAUAUACUUCACUUUGAUGCACAGUUUGGACUUAUGGGCCUUGCAUUUCAUCCCAAUUUUGUGAACAAUGGUCGUUUCUUUGUGUCAUUUAAUUGUGAUAAGACUCAGUGGUCGGGCUGUGUUGGUAGGUGUUCCUGUAAUUCUGAUGUCAACUGUGAUCCUACAAAGCUGGGUUCUGAUGGCGGUUCUGCCCCAUGCCAGUAUCACAGUGUAAUUGUAGAAUAUACUGCUAAUGGGACUUCAACCACACCUUCCCAGGCAACAACUGCCAAUCCAUCUGAGAUGAGAAGAAUAUUUACAAUGGGUCUUCCUUACACGUCUCAUCAUGGAGGUCAGAUUCUUUUUGGGCCUGAAGAUGGAUAUUUAUAUUUUAUGAUGGGUGAUGGUGGUAACAGAGGUGAUCCUUUCAAUUUUGCUCAAAAUAAGAUGUCAUUACUUGGAAAAAUCAUGCGACUUGACGUGGAUAAGAUGCCAAGUGCUACAGAAAUAGAUGACCUACGGCUUUGGGGAAACUAUUCUAUUCCGAAAGAUAAUCCAUUUUCUCAAGAUAAUAAAUCGCAACCUGAAAUUUGGGCAUUGGGCUUGAGAAAUCCUUGGCGGUGCAGUUUUGAUUUGGAACGACCGUCUUACUUUGUCUGUGCGGAUGUUGGGCAGGAAUUCUAUGAAGAGGUUGAUUUAAUAACCAAAGGGGGGAACUAUGGGUGGCGUGUUUAUGAGGGCUACGGUCUUUUUACUCCCAUUUGGUCUCCUGGAGGGAACACUAGUACAAGGUCCAUAAACGCUAUCUUCCCAGUAAUGGGUUAUAAUCACUCCGCUGUAAACAUUCAUGAAGGAUCUGCUUCAAUCAUUGGUGGCUACUUUUACAGGUCCACUUCGGACCCUUGCAUGAAUGGAAGGUAUCUGUAUGCUGAUCUAUACGCGGGUGCUUUGUGGGCUGGUCUUGAAAAUCCAACAGAUAGUGGAAAUUUCAAUAGCGCCUUGAUCCCCUUCAAUUGUGCGAGUGAUUCUCCCAUCCCGUGCACUUACGUGCCGGCGAGCACUCUUCCUGCUUUGAACUACAUUUUCUCAUUUGGGGAGGACAAUAGUAAGGACCUCUACCUUCUGGCUGCUAAUGGUGUUUACAGGGUUGUUGCCCCAAGCCGCUGCAAUUAUACAUGCUCCAAAGAGGUCGUUACUCCAGUUGGGUCUUUGGCCCCCUCUCCUUCUCCAUCAUCAGCACAUUUAUUGUUUGUCCCUUUGAAGAAAUUGUGUCUACUGCUACUUGUGUCUCCUCUUCUGCUAUGGUAGAGAGAUGGAUUUUAAUGUUUACACGUGCAUGAUGGUCCUGCAAUACAAUUUCCUGGAGAUUUGAGCUUUUUUUGUGUGCUGUAGUGAAAGGACUGUUAAUUUCCAAGGCAUAUUUUGUGACCGCCUUUGCUCGAGGACCUUGUAUGUAACAUCUGGUGCCAUUUGCUAUUUGAGAAAUGUAUGUUUCCACUGUAUUUAUGACCA